This is a messenger RNA of Xyrauchen texanus (razorback sucker), 3067 nucleotides long. Its product is annotated as GTPase IMAP family member 9-like. Bases 189 to 1136 code for a protein of 315 amino acids. Gene Ontology annotation, molecular function: GTP binding. NCBI's taxonomy places the organism in Eukaryota, Metazoa, Chordata, Actinopteri, Cypriniformes, Catostomidae. The transcript has 3 exons. The record is from RefSeq and is a predicted model, not a curated record.
ACGAGGAUCCUCCGCCGACAGACAGACAGCGCUCCCUCCUGUCUUAGACGUGUUAAAUAUAGAAGUUACUUUUUUGACAUUUCGUUGAAGUUCACCUCAGAAGGAAGACAGUUGAGCUGGACUGCGUGUGUGCUUCUCUUUAUCUUGCAGGAAGUGUCUUCAAGUAAGGAGAAAAGUACCCUGAAAUCAUGUAUCAGAGUGUGCCGAACACAGUGCGGAUGAGAGAGGAGGAACAUGAUGAUCGUCGACUGCUGCUGAUCGGCAAAACUGGACUUGGAAAAAGCUCAACAGGAAACACCAUCUUUAAUGCUUCUGUGUUUCAGUCAAAAAUGAGUUCUUCAUCAGUGACCAGACGAUGUCAAACACACACUGAUACUGUUAAUAACAGAAGAGUGACAGUUACUGAUACUCCAGACUUUAAGUUCUCCACUGAUAGAGACUUUGAUUCAGACUCUGAACUGAAGAGAGCUCUUGAAUCAUCUUCUCCAGGUGUUCAUGCAAUCUUGCUUUUCCUUCCUUUAAACACUUUCACUAAACAGGAGAAGGAGUUUGUGGAGUGGUUUGAACAGAUGUUUGGUGUAGAAGUGUUCAGAUAUACUAUAGUCCUCUUUACUCAUGCAGAUAAAACACACAGAGCAGUAAGAGAACUGAUCAGAGGAAAUAAUGAAGUGUCUAAUCUUGUUAAUCGUUGUGGUGGAGGAUAUUGUACAAUGAACAAUAAAGAUCCAUCAAACAGAAGGCAGGUGACUGAACUCCUGGAGAAGAUCGACAGAAUGGUGUCUAAUAACACAAACACCUGCUACAGUCUGAAGAAGCUGCUGAGAACUGAGAGAAGAGUUGAAGAAGAGAAGAGACGGAUCUUAGAGGAACCAAGAAGAGAGAAGGAGAGGAUAGAGAGAGAACAUCAACGGGAAUUAGAGAGAGUCAGGAGAGAGACAGAGAUUCGUGUGAGGACAGAAUAUGCGCAGAGAUCAAAAGAACUAGAAGAAGUUCAUAAAGUCACAGAAACUGGCAAUGGAUGCAAACGGUUUUCUCAAAAGUAUCGCCUCUUUAUUAUACUUGCCGCAGUUUUUGGUGGACUGGCUGUUUUAGUAAUUGCCAUUGUACUGAGUGUUUCUUUCCAAAGGCAGCCCUAAAAGUAUGUGUUGUGAUAUGAUUGUGGUGUAGCCUCUGUGCUGCUCAAUUCGCAAGAGAAUUAUUUUAAUAUCUUAAAUCAAUAUUUUUCUUUUUAGUGAAAGCCAGCAGCACACUAGCAGAUUUGUAUUUAUUUUUUAUAGUUGCAGAUUUUCAGGUGUGAGUGUAACUGGCCCUGCUUGACACGCUCUGAGCUGUAAUCGAAUUGGCGUGGGAGGUGGGCACUUACGAAGAGGCUAAAGGCUACAUCCUCUAGUGUCAGUAGCUAGUGCCCUCUUCAGGCCAUAGGAGUGAGGUUAUCACACACUGCACAGCACGUACCAACUGGCUCCCAUUACCUGGGCUUUAUGUACAUGGUUGCUGGCCAGUAGGUGUACAUCGAGCUGCGCAUUAGCAUCCGCCAGCAGGAGGUUGUUAAUCCCUCGUCCAUCGUGAGUUAGUGGCUUCAAAAAUUCCUGAGCAACAUCUGGUUUGUUUGAUAUUAUCAAAGUAUUUACUUUUAUUAAGAAGGAAACCGAUGGAGUGCGUACUCCAGGUAGGGAAGGAGGUAUUGCCCCAAGUGAAGGAGUUCAAGUACCUCGGGGUCUUGUUCACGAGUGAGGGGACAAUGGAGCGGGAGGUUGGCCGGAGAAUCGGGGGCAGCGGGGGCGGUAUUGCACUCGCUCUAUCGCACCGUUGUCACGAAAAGAGAGCUGAGCCGGAAGGCAAAGCUCUCGAUCUACCGGUCCAUUUUCGUUCCUACCCUCAUCUAUGGUCAUGAAGGCUGGAUCAUGACCGAAAGAACUAGGUUGCGAGUACAAGCGGCCGAAAUGGGCUUCCUCAGAAGGGUGGAGGGCUUCUCCCUUAGAGAUAGGGUGAGGAGCUCAGUCAUCCGUGAGGAGCUCAGAGUAGAGCCGCUGCUCCUUUGCGUCGAAAGGAGUCAGUUGAGGUGGUUUGGGCAUCUGGUAAGGAUGCCCCCUGGCCGCCUCCCUAGGGAGGUGUUUCAGGCACGUCCAGCUGGGAGGAGGCCUCGGGGAAGACCCAGGAUUAGGUGGAGAGAUUACAUCUCCACACUGGCCUGGAAAAGCCUCGGGGUCCCCCAGUCAGAGCUGGUUAAUGUGGCUCGGAUAGGGAAGUUUGGGGCCCCCUGCUGGAGCUGCUGCCCCUGAGACCCGAAUUCAGAUAAGCGGUUGAAGAUGGAUGGAUGGAUGGAUUUUAGUAAGAUGUAUACAAGUGCAGCUUGUGUCAUACCUCUGACUGAUGAGAACAAGAUCUCUGCAAAACUGCAAGUGUGACAGCCUUAACCAAAAGAGCAUGAUUUAGUCUGUUAGUGUGAUGCUGGCUUUAAUAGACUUAAUGUUCCACUAACUGUAAUCUUUGUUUGUGAUCUGAAUGUCAACAAAUGUGAUCAAUGAAUUCAAUGAAAACUGAACAGAUUUCAGAUGUAAUUUAGGUUUGCUGUAGCUUCUCGAAAAUAUAUUUGGUGUUAUUAAUUAAAUUGAUCCUAUAUUUAAAUAAAUGAAUAUUAAAUACUAGUUUAUUUUCCUUAUAUAAUGGAUUUCGGCUUCUUUGAACUAUAACUAUAAAAUAUAACUAAUUACAUCAUAUGUACUAAUAUGUGCUCCAGGAUCCAUUUCUUCAUGAUAGUGAUGGGAAGAUGGGAUUAUUUUACUGACUUGGAUCUUUGAAUCUCGUUCAUUAAAAUGAAUGAAUCUGUAUUCAAUAAUUUCGUUCAAUAGUCACGUGACAGCUGCAUAGCUCUACAGGAAACAAAAUUGAUUAGUUCACCUCCUGAGUCCCGUAUGAGUCUUUCGUUCACCUGUCACAUGACCACUACUAUGUGUCAUUCGUAUAGAAGACAAAAUGAUUCCUGCAUGAGUGACAAUUAUGUUUUCUCUGUCUCUUUGCAGCUUAUAGUUCAGUGUGCAGAUGUAUGUAUCAUGAUUAAUACAUG